Molecule: messenger RNA, 519 nt
Organism: Puntigrus tetrazona (Sumatra barb)
Lineage: Eukaryota; Metazoa; Chordata; Actinopteri; Cypriniformes; Cyprinidae
Gene: mrps21
Product: mitochondrial ribosomal protein S21
Exons: 2
Coding region: 76-339 (87 amino acids)
Biological process (GO): translation
Cellular component (GO): ribosome
Molecular function (GO): structural constituent of ribosome
Source: RefSeq, a predicted model, not a curated record
GCUUACUUCCAGGAACCGUCUUUGGAGUAGAGCGCGUUUCCAGCCGUGCACAGUUGAGGGGAACACGGGCGAAACAUGGCGAGCCAUCUUCGUUUCGUUGCUCGGACUGUCAUGGUCCAGAACGGCAAUGUCGAUGCGGCAUAUGGCGUCCUGAGCAGAGUGCUGUCCAAGGAUGGAAUAAUUGAGUCUGUGAAGCGCAGAAGAUACUAUGAGAAACCCUGCCGUAAACGAGAGAGAAAGAACUAUGAGAACUGUAAGAGAAUCUACAAUACAGAGAUGGCCAGAAAGAUAUCUUUCCUAUCAAGAACACAAAGACAAGAUCCAUGGCUAGGAUGUUAAGACCAACUCGAGUCACGCACUGAGAUCUGCCUCAGAAGAUGAAGAUUCACAGGAACAUUUUACGUGCAUCAUUAUAGAAAGUCAUUGCAGGACUGUGUUGUGGAAUCUCGAUGCUAUGAUAAUGCAUAUUUAACAUGUUGACUAACUGUUGUAUGUUAUUAAUAAAAAGCUGUAAAAUCA